GCACUCGAACCAGCAGGCUUCGCCGAGAAGUCACAAUGUCCAAGUCACAGAUAUUCGCGACAACCGUAGUGUUGUUGCUGUCUCUGUCUCUCGUACAGUGUGUGGACAAGGCAGAGAGCAUAGAUGUAAAGGCGAAGGCAGAAUCUGACGUGGGGCAAGAUGAUAUGAGCGAUAUGAACAUCAUGGGAGCGCUGAGCGAUUGCAAUGAGACCUUCAGGAUUGACAUGUCAUAUUUACUGGCUCUAAAUGAAAGCGGCAGUUUUCCUGAUGAAACCGAUAGGACACCGAAGUGUUACGUGCGUUGCGUGCUAGAGAUGGUGGACGUGGCAUCAGCUGACGGGCAGUUUGAUCCUGAGCGCGCUGAGGCUGCUCUCAUGGGUAUCAGAGGAGUGAGAGCGCUGAGCAACGUCAAGGAGGUGGCUGUCACUUGUGCUGACCGACAGGAAACCUGCAAGUGUGAGAGAUCGUACCAAUUCAUCAAAUGCCUCAUGGAGAUGGAAAUCAAGAUGUCUGAGAAAUCCUAGACCAACCAACCACCAACCAACCAACCUACCAACCAACCAACGCGCGACCUUCGAAUAAUCAAACGGUUUGUUUUAUUUUGUUUAUAGUAGUUAAUUAAAUGUAGAGAAGCAAGUUUUAUAGGAUUAAACUAUUUUUGUUAUCCUGUU
Molecule: messenger RNA, 671 nt
Organism: Cydia fagiglandana
Lineage: Eukaryota; Metazoa; Arthropoda; Insecta; Lepidoptera; Tortricidae
Gene: Obp84a
Exons: 4
Coding region: 36-524 (162 amino acids)
Molecular function (GO): odorant binding
Source: RefSeq, a predicted model, not a curated record